AUGGCGGAGAGGCUGGAAUUGGGAGAAGCGGCCCCAAACUUUGAGGUGAUGUUUAUCUGCAACCAUUGUCCAUAUGUUGUGCAUCUGAAGGAAGCCAUUGCCAAGCUUGCACAAGAGUAUUCACAGGAUGGACCUCAGAUGAUGGCAGAGGAUGCUAAAAAAUUUGGCUACAACUUCCCAUAUCUUUAUGACGAGACUCAGCAAGUUGCUAAGGCUUAUGGAGCUGUUUGCACUCCGGAGUUUUUCUUGUUCAAAAAGGUAACUUGUGAUAUUCGCGAGGCACUGGACUGUGUUCUUUCUGGCAAGCCAAUUUCUGGGACACAAUUCGCAAGGAAAUAA
Molecule: messenger RNA, 339 nt
Organism: Selaginella moellendorffii
Lineage: Eukaryota; Viridiplantae; Streptophyta; Lycopodiopsida; Selaginellales; Selaginellaceae
Exons: 6
Coding region: 1-339 (112 amino acids)
Source: RefSeq, a predicted model, not a curated record